Messenger RNA from Cherax quadricarinatus, 5732 nucleotides. RefSeq names its product zinc finger protein 271-like. The record is from RefSeq and is a predicted model, not a curated record. Lineage: Eukaryota; Metazoa; Arthropoda; Malacostraca; Decapoda; Parastacidae. Gene Ontology annotation, biological process: regulation of transcription by RNA polymerase II. Gene Ontology annotation, molecular function: RNA polymerase II cis-regulatory region sequence-specific DNA binding; DNA-binding transcription factor activity, RNA polymerase II-specific.
AGACACCCACACACCCCACUCAGGUGGGGGAAGUGGGCGUCUGGCUCUGCUGGGGCUUGGCAAGGGAGGUCCACCUAUUUCUAUUUACAAAGGAACUUUUGUUCCUUUAUCUUUCAUGGUCCAGCUUCGGGCAACAAAUCUUCCCCAAACAUCGGGAAGUCGGGCUCGAUACUGCGUAAGCUGUCAGUGGCUCUUAUAACCCCAACAAUAAAGUAAUUAGAAGUAAGCAGAUAUUGGACUCAAAAUAAGCAUUAGUUUUAAGUUUACUUUACUACUGGAAGAAUAUUUGAGAAUUAACGUAAGAAGACACAAAGGGGUUGAUUCAUAGCUUCUGGCCCUGCCUCUCUGCUAGUCACUCUCCUGCUCCAUAAGCCUUAUUGUACCUCAUCUUAAAACUAUGUAUGGAUCCUGCCUCCACUACUUCAGAUUGUUCCACUUCCUGACAACACUAAGGCUGAAGAAAUACUUCCUAACAUCCCUGUGACUCAGGACUAUGACAUGGACUACCUCAGUUCUAAGGCUGGCAAGGGGGUCUCCUGGGACUAACCAUACUAGAUAGACCCAUAUAUACCUUGUUAAACAGCAGACACAUACAACAUUAGUUUCCUAGUACCUUGCCUUUGUUAAAGUGAAUUUAUGUAAACCGUGAGACCUAGUGAAACAGAGACUUGGUCUGCAAGAAACUAAUAGUAUUCAGUGUCCAAAAAUAAAUAAAUAAAAAAUUUGUGUAGAAGACUUGUAAACUUGUAUGUGAGAAGUCAUAUAUUUGAAAAGCAUAAAUGAUAUAAAUAAAGGAUGAACAUUAUUCUAAUACUUUUGAAUGUGUCUUAAGAAAAUUAUUGAAAUUUUCAUAAAAUAUGUAAUAUAUGUAAAUUUAUAAAGUGUAAUUUAUUGAAAUUCCCCAGUGGACUUUUGCAGAUUGUGACUAAUAGCAUGUUAAUCAACAGUUGCAUUAGCUGUGGUUAUAUUUUUAUCUUGUCUUUUCUUACCUCCAAAUUAAACUUUGUAAGCACAUAAUGUAUUAAUGCAGGAUCAGGCAAGGCUCCUGUUGUCUUCUGUUUGCUGUUUAAUCUGUUGUUAGUUUUUUUUUUUUGUAAUUUCCAGUUGUUUUAGCACUUAUUACUUCCUCAUGUAACCUGUUCCACUCUUCUACCAUUCAGUACAAGGAUUAUUUUUUCUAGUAUCCUUCAGCAGCUCUUCUUCUUUACGUUAUAGCUGUGGCCUUUUUUCUUCUUGCUUUCACUAGUUCUUUUUUAGGUUAUAGCUGUGGCCUUUUUGCUCUUAUAUCCUUCAGCAGCUCUUCUUCAGGUUAUAGCUGGGCUUUUUUCUUCUUGUAUUCUUCAGCAGCUCUUCUUUAGGUUAUAGGUGUGGCCUUUUUUUAUUGUAUCCUUCAGCAGUUCUUGUUUUAGUUAUAGCUGUGGCCUCUUUUUCUUCCUUUUGAAUGGUAGUAAGAAAUUUUGCUUAUCAAAUCAUUUGUAUUGUUUUUUAUUCUUGUGGUUUUCGUGUCUUUCUUUUCCUUCCUGUCAGCUAAAUAUAGCAUGUCUAAUGUUUUCAGCCUUCAUAAGUUACAGUUUUUGGCUGUAAGCCAUUUUAUAUCUUGUCACAGGUUUUUUCUUUUCAUUUCCAUGUUUUUUAUGGUCCGUGCACCAUUCCUCUACUGCAUUAUACAAUUAUAAUGUAAACUGUCUGCAAGGAAGCCUCCCUUUUGUAUUUCUAAACAUCCAUCUAAUUCAUAUUUUCCAGAUGCCAUCCAUUUUGUCCUCCAAAUGAAAUCUCAAAAAUUUUUCUGGAGGAAAUUACUCAAUUUGUCAGGUCAUGUUUUUAAGAGCUGUCAUGUUCUCUCAUCUUGUCUUUUUGCCUUUCUCUUAUUUACAUUCAGUAGCAAUUCUAACCUCAGAUAUUACAUUGUUUUCUAUUUCAAUUAGCUGUUUAGGGUUAAAUUCUGUAGCAUCGAAGUUAUCAUCUUAUGUAAACAUACUUUGGAAAUUUUAAUGUCUUACAUGCUUCCCUGGCUUAAGUGAUCUUGUCUUCAUCCUUAAUUCUCUGUCAGUUGUUACCCAUACUUAAUAUGAUUUUGUAACAUUAUGAAAUUUUGGUUUAGCCUUUCUAUUUUGGUGUUUCUCUUCUAUUAUGCAGCAUUGAAGAGCCCAUCGUUAAAUUUAGUCAUUUCAAUAAAUAUAUAUUAAUCAAACAUGAGUGUUCACACAGAGAAGAAACUAUAUCAAAGAUGUUCAAAAAAUUCAAAUCUAACCACUCACUUAAAACUUCAUGUUAAUGAGAGAGCAUACCAGUGUUCAGAGUGUCUGAAGGAUUUUACACAAAAAUCAUACCUAACAAAACACUUGAGACUUCAUACAGGAGAGAAACCUUAUCAGUGCUCAGAGUCUAAAGCCUUUUCAGAAAAAUAUAAAUUAAACAUACACUUACGAGUACAUACAGGAGAGAAACCAUAUCAAUGCUCAGAGUGUCUAAAGGCCUUUGCUAAACAAGCAGGUCUAUCAAAACACAUCCGGAUUCAUACUGGAGAGAGACCGUAUAAGUGUUUGGAGUGUAUAAAGGCCUUUACACAAAAAUCAGAUCUAAUAAAACAUAGGAGAGUUCAUACAGGAGAGAAGCCAUACCAGUGUUCAGGAUGCCUGAAGGCCUUUACACAAAAAUUAGAUUUAACGAGACACUUGAGAGUUCAUACAGGAGAGAAACCAUAUCAGUGUUCUGUGUGCAUAAAAUCCUUUUCGAGAAAAACUGAUCUAAAUUCCCACUUUAGAAUUCAUACCGGAGAGAAACCAUUUCAGUGUUCAGAGUGUUUAAAGGCCUUUUCAAAAAAGUCAGGUCUAAAAAUACACAUAAGAGUUCAUACUGGAGAGAAACCACAUAAGUGUUCAGAAUGUCUUAAGGCAUUUUCAGAAAAAUCUGAACUGAUAAAACAUACAAGAAUUCAUACUGGAGAAAAACCAUUUAAGUGUUCAGAGUGUCUCAAGGCAUUUUCACAAAAAAAAGAUCUAAUAGAACACAUUAGAGUUCAUACUGGAGAGAAACCAUACAAGUGCUCAGAGUGUCUAAAGGCCUUUUCCAAACAGUCAGCUCUAACAAGACACCUGAGAGUUCAUACAAAAGAGAAAUCAUAUCAGUGUUCAGAGUGUCUAAAAUCCUUUACAGAAAAAUAUAAAUUAAACAUACAUUUCCGAGUUCACACAGGAGAGAAACCACAUCAGUGUUCAGAGUGUCUAAAAGCCUUUAGAGUAAAAUCAAAACUAAUAAAACACAUAAGAGUUCAUGCUAGAGAGAAACUAUAAUAUUGUUAAAAGUAUGUAGAAGUAUUUUCAGAAAAACUUAAGUUUAAUAAUCCACCUGAGGGUUCAUACAGAAGAGAAACUUUUUUAAUGUUCAAUGUCUAACAAUUUAUUUUUUUGAAAAACUAAAACACAACAAAGAUUGUCUAUUAGUUUUUGCAAAAAUCAGUUGUAAUAAAACGUGUUUUUACACUUGUGAAGCCAUUUACUUCUUUUAAUUGAACUAGAGCUUUAGCAAGUGUAAUUAACAAGUUUCCAGUAGAGGGAUAUGGUCAAAAAUUUUGUCAACUAACUCUUCAUGAUUACUACCACUGACUGAAAACAAUAUAUGUCUACCUUAUUUGUGAGUCUAGUAUUUUUAUAGUAAUACUUUGAAGACAAACUUUACUCUAGAAACCACCCCAGCUAAGGAAGCUUUCUUGACAUGAAAUGAUAGUUGAAUAAAGUGUGCGAGUCUGUGCUUGAGAGCGUUAUGAUAACAUAGUUUACUACAGACAAGGUAUACAGUGUUGUUGGCCUCUUAUGCCUUAUCUGGAUAACCAGCAUAAGAUGCUUGUUAGUGUCUUAUGCAGCAUCUAGACAAAAUGACUCCUAAUCCAUGAUAUCAGUCAGAUGUAUCCCACAGGUGUCUCACAGUGACCCAACACCUGUAUUCAACUUCUUCUUGUUAAGUAUUUUAUUUAAAAAAUUAUUUCUUUUGCUGUAUAAUACACUUACUAUUAGUAUCUAUUUUUAAUUUAUUUUUUAAUAAUUGUAUGACUAAAUUAUGUUAUAAAACAAAUGAUAAAACAAUUAAUUUAAAAGAAAAAGGCACAUACAGUAUUUAACUGUGACUGUUGAAAAUUUUAAAUGAUAUAUUUUUAUUUAUUGGUUUUCUAAUUUAAAAACUGUACCAUGCUCUGCUUGUUCUCUUUUGCCUGCUUGAUUUUACAUUUGAUAUACAAAAGUCUGCUUUUGCCUGUGAAAAAUUUUAAAGGCUGAUAUCCCUUGAUAUUAGUUUAAUUGCUCUGUUAUGCACUGCAUGCCCAUUUUGUGCCCCAUAAUCAAAACAUUACAGAUGCACCUAAUGGGUCCGGGGAAUGGGGCUUCAGUUCAAUUUCAAUUUCAGAUUAUUUACUUCAGCAUGAUACAAUGUUUGUACAGAGAUGGGUGAUAUUUAGGUGUACAUGCAGGAAGCCCCUAUUUAAUAUGUACACCAUAUUGGGCAAACUUAAAACUAACUUAAGACUAAUAACACAAUAACUAAUUGAUUGCUUAUGUAUAUGUUCUUUAAGUGGUCAUAAGAAAUUUAGGAAUUCAAGGAAGAUGAGAGAACUGAUACCUAAGCUACCAUAGUAAUGGACUACUGUACUUUUUUUAUGCUCACAAUUCAGUCAUACAAAACAUAAUAAAUAAAUAAAUAAUCACGAGUUAAUUACAAUAGGAAAAGACAGGGUAUUUCUCCAAAAUGAUUAGUAAUACAUAUCCUAUUCUGGAUAAAAUACUUUGAUGGUUCUUGAAUGUUUGUGAGAAUUUUCUCUGAAUUUAUAAUUUAUUUUUUCCACAUUGCAGCGUAUAAUGACUCAGAGUGUGAUAAUAGUUCCUGUGGCUAUAUUUGCAUUCAUUCAUGUCCACAUCAGCUAGUUGGGCAGAUUCCCAAAAACCUACCUGUGAUCCAGCCAAAACUGGUCAGAAGUAAUAAUAAUCUUUAUUUCUACAAGUACUUGAUGCAACUUAUACAGACAUAGCUGAUAUCAGUAACAUACUAUAUAGAAAGUCCCUGGUUAUACAGAGCAUUUCAAACAAAAGUUAAUUUUGUCUCCUGGAUGCAACCUACACCAAUCAACUAACACCCAGGUACCUACUUACUGCUAGGUGAACAGGGAUAGCAGGUGUCUUAAGGAAACACACCUGUGGUUCGAUCCCUGUACUGGGGAUUGAACCACGGACCUCAUUGUGUGAGCUGAGUGCGCUACUAACUGAGCUACAGGACAUCCAAGAAUUUGCUGACUGUUGAAUGUGUUAUAGACAUGUGGCUACUCUUGAAUGAUAGCUUAAAUAGCUUUAUUAUGCACCCCAUACCCAUCCUGUGGGUGGCAGUCAAAAGAUUAGAGGCACACAAUGGGUCUAGGGGCUGGGCAAGUUACAGCGGUAAUAUUUAAAAACUUGUGAUCUGGAGACAGUCACGAUGAUUUGUUUAUACAGAUGUGAAUUUGGUAACAAAAAUAUUAGAAAAUAGCUUGUAUGUAUUUUGAGUUAUUUAUAAUACCCAUUUUUUUUUAGCAAGAUAUGGUUAAAUUUAGUCAGAUUUAAAUGGUUAUGAUUUAUAAUAGUAAAGGUAUUUUUCUAGAAUGGUUUGUAAUAUGCCACAGUGGAUAAAAUUUUAGACAUUUCUUGAACAUUGUGAAGAAGUUGUCUUGAUUUUUUUUUUCAUUCUAACUCUUGAUGGUGCAGAGUGUGACA